Hydractinia symbiolongicarpus is the source of this 1486-nucleotide messenger RNA. RefSeq names its product RNA-binding region-containing protein 3-like. Gene Ontology annotation, biological process: mRNA splicing, via spliceosome. The transcript has a single exon. The coding region runs from base 16 to 1404 and encodes 462 amino acids. NCBI's taxonomy places the organism in Eukaryota, Metazoa, Cnidaria, Hydrozoa, Anthoathecata, Hydractiniidae. The record is from RefSeq and is a predicted model, not a curated record. Gene Ontology annotation, molecular function: U12 snRNA binding; pre-mRNA intronic binding. Gene Ontology annotation, cellular component: U12-type spliceosomal complex.
UUCUUAUUUAUAGAAAUGUCGAAAUUACUUGUUAAGAAUGUUCCUACAGACUUUUCUGAUGGUGAAAAAGAACAAUUCUUCUCAUUAUUUGGGGCAACAGAAGUAAUAUGUUUUCCUAAAAGUGGAAAGAUGAGAAAUUGUUGUUAUCUGACAUUUCCAGACAGGACAACUGCAAAGCAAGGACUUUAUACAAUACAUCAAUUUGAGGUUCUUGGACAAAAACUGGUAGCUGAAUAUGCUAAGCCAAGCCACAUUGAUUCUGCAGAUCAGAUUUAUUGUAAGGAAGUUCUUGAAAAAAAAGUGUUUAUUGGAACUCACCUAGAAGAGAAAAAAAAAGUUCAAACAAAAGAGAUUCCUGAAAAAAUUCAGAAUGGUAUAUGUUCUAAUUUAAACAUCAAUCAUGACUUUCCUGAUCACUUGGUGUACAAAUAUCCAGAUCCAAAUGUGAUGAUAUUAACUAAUAUUGCCAAUGCACUGGCAGCUGUGCCUAAGUUUUACAUCCAAGUGUUACAUUUGAUGAACAAAAUGAAUCUUCCUCCUCCUUUUGCAACAGUAACUUUAACACCGCCUCUUCCUGGUGAUAGCAUAAUUUUACAAGAUGCAUGUGUUGAUACUUCUGAUUUACAAGAAUUUAUUUCUAGUGAUGAGUCUGAGAUCGAAAGUGAUACUGACCAUGGUAAAAAACAUGAAAUUUUUAACUCUAAUCAAAUGCUGAUGGGACCUGGAAAAAAAAGAAAGCGUUUAAAACCCUUGGCUAAAGUGGAACAAGAGAAAUUUAAUAUAGUGAAAACAAAGAGCUCUCAACCUGUAGAAAGUGUGUUUGAGUUAUCAUCGUCAUCAAAACGAUAUGAAUUUCAGUUAGCAAGCAGCAUCAAAGAAGCAGUUGAGAGAAAGAACCAACCUGCGAUACAUUAUAAUGUUUUUGAUGAGAGGGGUGAGUUUGGGAAGAUUGCACCAUUAAGAAAAGAUAGCGUCAGUCCCCUAAACGAUGAAGAUGAUGAAGAAGAGGAAGAACUUGAUGAGGAUAGAGAUGCUGAUUAUAUAACAUUGACACAACUGAAAGAAAAUCGAAUUUCAGAAAAGGAAGUUUUAUCGAUGAAUCAAUUUAAAAACUACUCACCAGGAGAAAAAACAAAUCGGUUGUACAUUAAAAAUUUAAGCAAACAGGUUGUAGAAGAAGAUUUAAAGUUUAUAUUUAAAAGAUUUUUAAGACAUUGUUCAGAUCAAGAAAAGGAAAGUCUUGAUAUCAGAUUAAUGCAAGAAGGAAGGAUGAAAGGCCAAUCUUUCGUUACCCUUCCUUCUGAGGAAGUAGCAGAGAAAGCUUUAAAAAAUGUUCAUGGUUACAUUUUGUAUGAAAAACCCAUGAUAAUUCAAUAUGGCAGGGCUGGAAAAACCAAGCAGUAGUAAAUGUCAAAUUUGUUAUCAUCAAUAUUAUACAUUGUCAUGAAUCUUGCUCUUUUAUUUUUUUAAGUAUUAUUUGUUUAAA